Molecule: messenger RNA, 4516 nt
Organism: Eriocheir sinensis (Chinese mitten crab)
Lineage: Eukaryota; Metazoa; Arthropoda; Malacostraca; Decapoda; Varunidae
Product: SID1 transmembrane family member 1-like
Exons: 15
Coding region: 160-2745 (861 amino acids)
Cellular component (GO): membrane
Source: RefSeq, a predicted model, not a curated record
AUAAUCUGGCAACCGUGCAUGAUCAGCAGAUCAGAUCAGACAAGACCAAGACCGUGUGGAGAACUGUCACAACAAACCUUCGCAAGGCGGUGGAGGGAGUGAACUGUGGACUAUGGAUCCCCUCUGUAUUAAGGUCAGGUGAUCAACUAUUACUGGAAGAUGGCAUUUGUGCUCCCCAUCAUCGCCUUAUUAUGUGUGCUUACCCGCGGAAAUGACGGUGCCGCUGCAGGUGACACCCCUCCUCUGAGUCACCCGCAACACUACGUAGUAAGCCAAGCCUCAGAAAGACCCUUAUUUAAUGGAUAUGUGCCAGUGCCACAUCUAAACAAGCAUAAUGACGACCAGAUUCUCGAAGGAAGAGACCAAGAGCGAGGCCAUGGGCACAUAGUUUCCCAAGUGGACUUGGUGCGGAAGGCGAAUAUGACCUCCAGAACAGGCGGCGGCUUCCACGGCACCAUUCACUCUGUCGUCGUCGAAGGAAAGUUUGGAGUUCCUCUCACACAGAAUAUCAACCAGACUUUUGAGUAUUUGUUUGAAUUCACCUAUAAUGCAUCGAUGUUAGAGUCAGAAGCAGUUCGGGUGACAGUGAGCAGCCCUAAGAGUGACUACACCUAUCCUCUGUUGGUGGUGGUAAGGCAGCAGCGAGGGGUUCUCUCCUGGCAGCUGCCUCUUGAGCCACCCCCAAACACUCAGAUUUUAGAAGAAUACUACACUGUAUCUCACACACUGUGUCCAGUGAAGAACUACAAAGUGUCAUAUCAAGGCAAUCUUGACACCACUCAGCGACUCUUUAUUGAUGUAUCCACAUCUUCAGCAACCAACUUGAGCUUUACAGUUUCUGCAGAUUUUGUAACAAAAUUCCAGGUUGAACUUCAUAAUAAAAGAGUGUUUGAUGUCACACCCUCUGAACCCAUGUUUUAUGAAUUCAAGUUUCCUGAGCAUGUUGACAUGGUGCUGGUGAAGGCCGUUGCUCAAGAUGACUUUUGUGCCAUGGUUGCUAUCCAGAAUAUUACGUGUCCAGUGUUUGACAGUGAAGAAAAUGUACAGUAUGGAAACUACUAUCAGACAAUGACUUUCCAAGCAGGUAUCACAGUGAGGAAACUGGAUUACCCAGAUGGACUGUAUGUGAUAGUAGUGGUGCUGUCAACUGAUGAGGCUUGUUCAUCUUCCUUUCAACAUGUGUAUCGCACUCGCCAAAAGACAAUAACACUCACUAUUGAAGAGAAGAGUACAAAGCUAGAAUAUCUUGGUGCCAUCUUUGCUGGGCUUGGCUAUUGUGCUCUCUUUUAUAGUGUAGCCUUGAUUUUGGCCUGCAUUUCAUGUAUCAGAGAAAAACGUAAGCAAGCCCAUGCUCAUAGUCCCCUGGAUGAUUCAAGAGAUCCUGGUCACCAAGGAACAACUUCUUAUGGAGCCGUUGCUGGAAAUGCAGAGACCAACAGCACAGCCUCAGACUCCUCACUUGAUGAAGAUGACAUCGAUAUGCUUACUGAUGCAGAGAGUGAAAAAGACAUUUUCAGAACCAAGACAUUCUUAUAUGUGAGUGACUUGGCAAGGAAGGACAUGAGAGUUCUGACUAAAAAGUCUCAGCUCUACAUCUGGGGUCUGUUGACAGUUGGGAUAUUUUAUGCUGUACCUGUCAUCCAAUUGGUGAUAACAUACCAAAAGGUUCUGGAUGUGACAGGAAACCAAGACCUCUGCUUCUACAAUUUUUGGUGUGCUCAUCCCCUUGGCCCACUCACCGACUUUAACCAUGUCUUUUCUAACAUCAGCUACAUUCUUUUUGGCAUCCUCUUCAUAGCAAUAUGUGCUCGCAGGAAUCACCACCACAAAUUGGCUGCAAAACUUGAUUAUAAGAUUGACAAGUACUAUGGGAUUCCUCAGCACUUUGGCCUUUUUUAUGCCAUGGGUGGAUCUCUCAUCAUGGAGGGCUUCCUGAGUGCAUGUUACCACAUCUGUCCUAACAAUUCAAACUACCAAUUUGACACUUCAUUCAUGUACGUGAUCUCUGUACUGUCCAUGUUGAAGAUCUAUCAAACUCGCCAUCCAGACAUCAAUGCCAGUGCCAGUGCUACUUAUGUGGCAUUGGCUGCUGCUGUCCUGCUGGGAGUGAUUGGGGUCUUGUCUGGCACACUCCUCUUUUGGAUCUUAUUCGGCCUAAUUCAUGUCAUUGCCUGUUUCCUGUUGUCAUGCCAGAUUUACUACAUGGGCAGGUGGAAACUUGAUAUUGGAGUCAUGAAACGUAUCAAGACUUGGUUUUUAAGUGAAAUCAGUGACCGUCGGCAGAUCUGCCGACCUAUGUACUGUGAUCGCAUGGUGCUGUUGUUGCUGGGCAAUGUAGCCAACUGGUGCCUAGCUGUUUAUGGCAUGGUUUCCACACCCAGGGACUUUGCAUCUUACCUGCUAAUUAUAUUUCUCACAAAUCUUUUGCUAUAUAUUGCAUUUUAUAUCAUUAUGAAGUUUAGACACGGAGAACGCCUCCUCCUGCAGCCAGUAUUCUAUAUGGUGCUGUGUGCAGUUGGUUGGGGGGCAGCAGUAUACUACUAUACUCAGCAUACAACCACCUGGGAGCUAACUCCUGCACACAGUCGCCAGUAUAACCAGGAGUGUGUCUUGUUGCAUUUUUAUGAUACACAUGAUAUUUGGCACUUUUUGUCUGCUGGAGCAAUGUUCUUUGGAUUUAUGCUCCUGCUGACGUUAGAUGAUGACUUGAGCGGCACUCCUCGAGAAAAGAUUCCAGUCUUCUAAUGUAGUAUUUUGAUACAGUAGAGUUGAUUUAUUAUUAGAUUAUAUGACUGUUCCUGAGGUUAACACUACUUCCCUAAUUUAGUCCCUUAGUGACUAAAAUCCACAGAGAUUCCAAGAUACUGAGAAACAUAAAAGUACCUGUGUAUAAUGGGCGUCUGCAUGUGUGUGUAUGUGUGUGUGUGUGUGUGUGUGUGUAUACAGAAAAGUCCAUUAGUACAGCUUACAGUGGACCAGCCAAAUGCCAGAUUGUCAUUUAUGCCAGAAUAUUGGAUGGUAGUGCACGCAUGAACAAGUAGAUAGUACUUUAUUUUGAGGGGAAGGAGGGUUCUGAUCCCUCUUUGUCAAUGUAGCACUGUAUGUUUGUACUGUUGUGAGUUCCAGAGCUGGAUGGCUGUGAUAAGGAAGGAGUGGGAGGAAUGAUAUGUUUUUUCCAGUAGUUGAGAAAGCAAAUAUCAGCUGAGUCUGUUCCCACCCCUCAUGUUAAUAAAUCUUAGUGAUAAGGAAGGAAAAAAGUUUGAAUGAACUAGAGGAUGUGAUGAAAAACAAGCUGCAGUUAACAGGUGGACAAUACAGCUGGUGAUUCAGUGUAUAUACCACCCAGACUUACCUGUGGUAAACUCUCCCUCUUAUUUAUAUAAAGGGUGUGAUAUCAACUCCGUAACAUAUUCUCAAAUGUGAAAAAAGAUCUUAUUCUGAGUAGAAUAUCUUCCAUAAGAAUACUCUUAUUGUAUCUAGUGCUAAGAGAGCACGCUACCAUUGAGUAUAGCGCCUGCCCAGCCCUAGACACUGUAUGGUGGGGGCAAGAGGGAAUCACUUGUUCCAACAUGUUUACCCAUAUGCCAACCAAGGGAAAAACCAGAUCAUCUCUGGCCGGAUCAUAAAAUGGCCAAUGAUAAAAUGGAUACAACGAUGAAUCAAGCACUUGGUCUUGGAUGGGCUUGGGAUGUGUGUCCACACACAUAUCUAACCCAGCUACUCACAAAUCAAGACCCAGACCAGCCAUUUUGCACAUCAUUGUAUCCAUUCUAACACUUAACCACCAUAAAAAUGAACACUUGGGUGUGCCAGUGAUUGGUGACUGGAUCAACAAGCUUCUACUGAAUGUAUAACAUAUUUAUAAAAUUGUACAUUAUCAUUGUUAAUCAGUCAUCAGCAUAUGAUUACUAUGAUAAUAUGUAAUAAAGGUCAUGUACUAUAUCUUUACAACAGGAGUAAGCUACCUGAGAAUUUAGUUUACUUGUAUGUUGUCAGCUGCCUUGACCCCGCAGCACCCUUGCACUAACUAUGUGCACUGGUUUGUUUUAAUUUUCCUUGGUGCUGAACAGCAAUCAAACAGAAUCUGAAUGCAAAAGAUUUCAAGAAUAUGUUGCUGCUAAGGAGGGGCAGGCACACUGGUUGGCUUGACAGGUGGAUACUCAAUGAGUAUGUUCCUUUCUCACUUGUGACAUUGCCUCAUUCCUGAAGGGAAUUUUAGGCACUGGUAAUAUUGCAUAAAUACUUAUUCACCUUUAUAAAUUAUAUAAAGUCUAGACCUUUUUGGUUCAUUUUCAAGGCAAAGGGUUAGUAAGAGAAUCUAAACCCUUCUACCAAGUUAAUGAAUUAACUUUGUUCUUCAUAUUUCUUAUCUCAAUUUUGCAAAAAGUACCAUAUACAUAUGUAAUUUGUAUUGUUUAAAAACUCAACCAAAAUUGUUAUUGAUUUUUUAAUUGUGAAAUACACUGUAACUAAUUGCUGGAUACAUGAUGUACCUUAACAUAUAUAAUUAAGUAUU